Molecule: messenger RNA, 996 nt
Organism: Vicia faba (fava bean)
Lineage: Eukaryota; Viridiplantae; Streptophyta; Magnoliopsida; Fabales; Fabaceae
Source: the annotation of a GenBank genome assembly
AUGCCUCCUGAUGAAGGAAGUAGUGUCUGGUAUCCUGACAACACUACAACAUUUGUUGUCUCUGGCAACACUUUUUUAGUAAAACACAUCUUCUUCAAAAAUCUCAAACAUCAGCAAAAUUGUUUUUCAAAUCCAACAAAUUCGUCCUUCAAGAACGCCUCCACGAGCUUUCUUCUCAGAAUCAGGUUUAAGAGAAAGCUCUACCAACAUCUUCCAUCUUCCAUUGAUACUCAGGUCUUGGUGAUAUCAAACUCUGAAAUUGAUGAUUUCUUGAAAAUACUCAGUUUGCUUUCCAGUUCUAUUUUGCUUCCUGAACUCAAUGGGAGAAAUCAAAUAGAAAAGUUUUGCUUGUCCAAUGCAUGUCUGGUUUUGUGCACUGUUUCUAGUUCUAUUAAACUCUACACUGAAGGAAUGACUCAGGUAAAGUUUCUAGUAAUUGACGAAGCGGCCCAGUUGAAAGAGUGUGAAUCCACAAUCCCCUUAAAGCUACCUGGUCUUCAGCAUUGCAUUCUUAUAGGUGAUGAGAAGCAACUGCCAGCACUGGUGAAAAGCAAGAUUGCUGAUAGUUGUGGAUUUGGAAGAAGUAUGUUUGAGAGACUGGGUAAGGAGAAAUCUGGCCGCGGACACAGCUUGAUGAACAUGGUUGAGGUUGCUGUCAUUUCUGAGAUGAUUAAAAACCUCAAAAAAGAGUUUAAGAGGACACAAGAGAAAGUUAGCAUUGGAGUUAUCUCUCCAUAUAAUGCUCAAGUCUAUGCAAUCCAGGACAAAAUUAAGGAGUACACUUCUGUUUCUGAUACUGAUUUCUCUGUGAGUGUUCGUUCUAUUGACGGUUUUCAAGGUGGAGAGGAAGAUAUUAUAAUAAUGUCUACUGUUAGAUCAAAUGGGAGUGGAAAAGUAGGUUUUCUUUCAAAUCGGCAAAGAACCAAUGUGUCCAUGACUAGAGCAAGAUCUUCACAAGUCAAAGGAAAUGGAUGCAACCAAGUCAAUCAAUGGUGA